Messenger RNA from Branchiostoma belcheri (Belcher's lancelet), 3237 nucleotides. Its product is annotated as MAM and LDL-receptor class A domain-containing protein 1-like. Gene Ontology annotation, biological process: nervous system development. The transcript has 10 exons. Lineage: Eukaryota; Metazoa; Chordata; Leptocardii; Amphioxiformes; Branchiostomatidae. The record is from RefSeq and is a predicted model, not a curated record. Gene Ontology annotation, cellular component: membrane. Bases 1210 to 3237 code for a protein of 675 amino acids.
UGUUACGAUAGUUUCAUUAAGGUAAGAUUUAUCCUUUGUGUGAUAUAGUGAGUGAUGUAUAGUGAGACUUGUGAUUUUAAGGCCUUGGCCCAAAGCCGAGCUCCAUAAGUAAAGUUCACACGUUUCAGGUCAGAGAUUUGUUUGGCGAAUUUUUCCCUUAUCUGUGUAGCUGUGAUUGUUUAAACAUUAAUUUGGCGGCAGGCCGAUGUUCCAGUCCCUGUAGCUAUCUGAUUUGAGUUAGAUCCGUUAUAAGUACGUGAUCCAGAUAAUUCGGAAUUCCGUUUGUCUGUAGAUGUCGUAACAAUAAUCAAGCAAAAAAUGGGUACAGUUUUGUUAUGUCCAGUCAUGUUUUUUUCACGCAAAUCUGUAAAUCAAGGGUAAUCUGCCAUCGUUAACAUUCCAGUCAAUUCUUCAUGAUACACAUGAUAACAGGGUAGAGCAGUAGAACACAAAUCCGCUUGUGAGUUUAAAGCUCAGAUUUGGCAUGCGGGUAAUUUUAUUGACGUCAGGUAAAUGGUGGUUGAGCCUCAGGCUGAGUUUCAAUUCUUUACAAAGAACAGGUUGGAGGGGAGAAAGAAUGACGGGCACAUAAGACUGACAAGAGUGUUUGAACGCCUUUAGAUAUUAUUUAUAAACCGGUCGCCAACUUUUGAAAAUACCAACACCAAAAUACCAAAACAUACCAAUACCAACAGGUAACGUUAUCAGUAGAUAUAUGCAAGUUAUCUAGACACACUGUCUGAGCAAAGUCCUAAGGGAAAAUCUAUACCCCAAACCCACCUAAAAUGCUUUAUCUCUCCUAGUCGUUUGAUUUUAUGAGAUGAUUACGAGUACCUUUCUUGUGUUUACCUUUGCACCUUCGCAGAAGGAAACAUAUAUUGUUGUUGGUCGGUUUCUUCUUUCUCUUCUUCUUCCGCAUCUUCCUGAAAAAAUAAGGUUAAUGACCUGCAGGUGACACCGGUACCGGCAGUCACCAUGGUUACUAGUACUGGUAAUACUAGUGCUUGAUCUCACCAAUGCAAGAUAAAAACGCCAACAUUGACAUCAGUGAUCAUCAGUGGCUCCAGGCUUGCCUAAUAUACAUGAAUGCUUUCGAAGAAUAAAUAGAGCAGUAUACCGUUAUGGCAUAUGCUUGAACCAAUUGAGUCAUGGCAGUUCCAGGUUUACCCAAGAGUUGAAAUUUAUUAAUACCGUAAAGACUCAAAUGAUAUGGUCAGUUUAAACCUGUUAUCUGCGUCACCAGGUGUUGCUGCCCAGACCUGCGACUUUGACUCCGGCAGCUGUGGCUGGGCCGCCUCCGCGGUCCCGAGCAGCGGGGCGUUCUACUGGACUAGACUGAACUACGGAAGCCCGACACCUGGCACAGGGCCCUCCGCUGAUCAUACAACUGGCAUACAAUAUCGUGGAUACUACUUCCACACGGAUGCCAGCUACGGAGUUCAAGGUGAACAGGCAUGGCUCACAAGCCCCACAGUAGACGCGUCAGUAGACCAAAACUUCACGUUUUGGUACAACAUGUAUGGCAACAGGUUAACUGGCGGCAUGGGGCAAUUGCAGCUCUUCCUAGUUCCGACAGGAGGCACCCUUGGCGAUGACGGACUACUGUGGGUCAAGGACGGGAACCAAGGCGACCGGUGGAUACAUGCCUCAGUGGUGAUCCCGCAACAAUCGGCGUAUAACCUUGUAUUUGUUGGUACGAGAGGCUCAAGCAUAGCGGGAGACAUUGCUCUAGACGACAUCGUUAUUGCUGAUGCAGACACGCCCGACACUGCCCUGCAAUACGACUGUGACUUUGAGCACGAGACGUCGGACCUGUGCGGUUAUGUACAGGACGAGACGGACCAGCUGCAGUGGACGCGCCAACAGGGAGGCACGCCCAGCGCUGGGACCGGUCCGUCCGCCGAUCACACUCUGGGCACAGAUGCCGGACACUACAUGUACAUGGAAACCAGCAGUGAUGGCGUUCCUCUCAGCGAGGGUGACGCCGCCCGGCUGCUCAGUCCCCGCUAUCCCCCAACAACUUCCAUGUGUCUGACGUUCUUCUACCACAUGUACGGGGCGAAUAUAGGCAGCCUGAGGGUGUACGUGAAACAGACAGGCACUCUUACUCUGACGUGGUCCAAGAGCGGAUCCCUGGGGGACAUGUGGUACAUGGCGAUAGCGCCACUUGUGACAGACGAUGAAUUUCAGAUCGUUUUCGAAGCUGCACGAGGAAAUGGCGCGUUCGGAGACAUUGCUAUUGAUGACGUGGCCAUAGUUAAUGGGUCAUGUCCAGUGCCAAGUGUGACACCUGCACAAACAACCGUUCCAACAACCGCAGCUACAACGACUUCAACCAUAACGCCGUUGGCAACGACUACAACGCCAUUAGCAGCGGUAACAACGCAAUUCACAGAGGCAUCAACAACUUUUUCCCCAUCGUACUCCACUCUGCCUACUGCACAAACCGCAUCUUCUCUACCUGUAACGCUUGUACCCACGUUUGGUCCCUCGUCGGCCAUGACGCCUUCAAUGGGAGGUUCAGGCCCCAGUCCGACACCACCGGCGGCAGCAACAACGGGAGCAAACGAGACAUCAGUCCUAGGGCGAGUUGACAACGGCAAGGACGCCAUUAGCGGCACAGGCCUGGUGGCGGGCGUGUGUGUCGCCGUGCUCUUCUGGGCAGUUGUGUACGUCGUUGUAGUUCACUUCAUCCGCAAAAAGCGCCGGAAACAGCGACAGGAGAGGAAGGAAAAGGGACACUUUGACGUCGUGUACGACCCCACAUGUGAUGACGUCAGCACACGAUGGAAAGACGAUGAUGAUGAUGAUGGUGGGCCCGGGAUGAAGUGUGCCCCGGAUUUACAGGACAUGACUCAUCGUAACGGAACCGACGCAACUAAGGUGGACGUGGAUAUUGAAACUGACGUCGACGCUCAGUUAGAAGCGGACGUCACACCUGAUCACGAUCCGCCAAUAUACGUCAACCGUGAUAUCGAGGUCACGCCAGAAAACUCCGAGCCCCUGAUGAACUCUAGCAAAGAAGCCGACGAGACACGCCAGAAGUGCACCAGACAAUACACCACAGCAAACAAUGGUCCGAACGUGAUAGAUAGUGCGUCCAAAGAAAGCCUCAUCAGUCUUAGGUCGGACCCAGACAUCAUAUUCCUGGAACCAUCAGAUGCGGACGACGGUCCGGAUUCCGUUAUCUGUGUACCAUGUUAUAAAGAACUAGCAGAACAUGCAUCAGUUGUGUAA